This is a messenger RNA of Antechinus flavipes (yellow-footed antechinus), 3576 nucleotides long. It is a transcript of the gene UFSP2, whose product is annotated as UFM1 specific peptidase 2. Bases 16 to 1656 code for a protein of 546 amino acids. The record is from RefSeq and is a predicted model, not a curated record. The transcript has 12 exons. NCBI's taxonomy places the organism in Eukaryota, Metazoa, Chordata, Mammalia, Dasyuromorphia, Dasyuridae.
GGAAAUUUAAGGGACAUGGAAAAGCAAGGGCAAAAAGAAUCUCAACAGCCGGAGAGAUUCGGAGCUCUCGGUUCAAAAAAAUCUGCGCAGCAGCCCCCUCGGGUUCUGGAAGAAUGGAAUGAUCUACCGACGUGCAUCUUGGGUGUUGUAGUCUUUUCCCUUCGUGCCCGCCUAUAUUUUCCUAUUUCCGGCCCCUUCCUACUUGCACCAUACCCGGUGUUUCGUCCUUCAGGGUCUGCUCUCGAUAUGGUGAUUUCAGAGACAAUGGAUCUGCUUUUCAGAAUAAGGGGAGGUCUUGAUCUAGCAUUUCAGCUAGCUUCUGCUGAUGAUAUUUCUACGAAAAAGGCAUUAAAAUAUGUAUUGAGUGACCUUUCAAAUAAACUUUCAUCAAAUGCCCUUGUCUUCAAAAUUUGCCAUAGUUCAGUGUACAUAUGGCCUAACAGCAACAUGAACACAGUUCCAGCAGAACUAACUGAUAAUUCUUCUUGUAAAGAAAUACUACGCUUUAUUCAAUUUGACCAAGAAGAGGAUACAAAACGAAGAUUCACCAAAAAGAAAGAUAAAAAGUUACAAGGACAGCUUCAGGUAAUAAAUAUAGAUCUCAUGUUGGAAAUGUCAACUUCUCUAGCUGCUGUAGCUCUCAUCAUUGAAAGAGAAAGUGGAGGUCAUCAUUAUGUCAACAUGACAUUGCCGGUUGAUACUGUUAUAUCUGCAGAUCCAGAAGAAUCAUGGGGAGUAGUUCGAAGUCGUCUAGUAAAUUCAGUUCACAGUCAACUAACUGAUAUGGAGAAAUGCAUUUUAAAAUACAUGAAAGGAACAUCUAUAGUAGUCCCUGAACCACUGCACUUUUUAUUACCAGGAGAGAAAAAUCUUGUAACAAUUUCCUAUCCAUCAGGAGUUCCAGAUGGUCAGCUACAAUCUUACAGAAAGGAAUUGCAUGACCUGUACCACCUACCUCAAGAUAGACCUUAUUUUAAAAGAGCUAAUGCAUAUCGCUUUCCAGAUGAGUCAUUUAAAGAUGGGUAUAUCAGGAAUCCACAUAGUCAUUUAAAUCCACUGGGAUUGGAGUCUGGUAUGAUUUCUAUAGUCCAGGGCAUAUAUGGCUAUCAUCAUUACAUGCAGGAUCGGAUAGAUGACAGUGGCUGGGGCUGUGCUUAUCGGUCUCUACAAACUAUUUGUUCUUGGUUCAGACACCAGGGAUAUACUGACAGGUCCAUUCCAACCCACCAGGAGAUUCAGCAGGCCCUUGUUGAUGUGGGGGACAAACCAGCAACAUUUGUAGGGUCACAUCAGUGGAUUGGUUCGAUUGAGGUACAAAUGGUUCUAAACCAUUUGAUGGGGAUAACUUCAAAAAUACUAUUUGUCAGCCAAGGUUCUGAAUUAGCUUCUCAAGGAAGGGAACUUGCCAAUCAUUUCCAGAGUGAAGGAACUCCAGUAAUGAUCGGUGGAGGAGUCUUGGCUCAUACAAUACUAGGAGUAGCCUGGAAUGAGAUGACAGGGCAAGUAAAAUACCUGAUUUUAGAUCCUCAUUAUACAGGACCAGAGGACCUGCAAGUCAUUUUGGAAAAGGGUUGGUGUGGAUGGAAAGGUCCAGAAUUUUGGAAAAAGGAUGCCUACUAUAAUCUCUGCCUUCCCCAGAGACCUAAAAUUAUUUGAAAAAUCUGAGUAGAACCAAUAUUUAUAACAGUGUAGGAUGCAUGAUACUUAUGUAAAAAUAAAGUACUAACUUCAUAUAAAAACAUAAGGUAGGCAAAUAUAUAUAAUAGCAAUUUCAAUGGGGAAGUUUAGUUGGAAUACCAACCAAUGCUAUGUACAAGGUACUCUGAUUAUUCUUAACCAGAUAUUCUGUUAAGAAUCAAUGUCAGUUCCUGGCAUGGAUUCUGUCAAUGCGAAGUUAUUAUUAAAUUAAAAUAAAAUUUAUAAAAAAAAAAAAAAAAAGAAUCAAUGUCAGUGCUACAAUAAUUGAAGAAUGAUUAAAACUUCUUUUUUUAUCAUUAUCACUGAAGUCUUUAGAAAAUGUAUAAACAAAACACUUAUAUUUAAGUUAAAGAUAGAUAUGACGUUGGAACACAUACAACCAAAAUGCAGCAUACCAAAACUAUGCAAAUAUAGGUGUUCUUAAAAUGAUCUUCAUGCAAAAGAAAGUUUUGAUAUCUUGCUCCUUCUUAGAAGAAGAUGAGAAUAUUUUGUGGAUCAGUUCAGUAGCUUGUGGCCCAUAAAGAGAGCAUCAAUUUAAAGGUCUGCUCCAAACUUCUUUCAGUAGCUUCCCACUAACACAAAUGAUUUGCUGUUAUUUAAAAAAAAAAAAAAAAAAAGUUAUCUUUGUGAACUUUUACAAUGAGGGAAAUACUGAAUGCUACAAAGUACAUAUUAGUUUGUGUGAUAUAUAACAAUUCACUAUACACUUCUAAAUAUGUUAAGAUAACUGUUUAUAAAUACAUUUUGAUUUGUUUCCUCUAUUUUACUUUGUAAUUAAUAAAAAAUAUUGUAAGGCUAAUGACAUUUACAUUACUCUAAACAACCACUAGUUAUAAUCAGAAUCUAAAUACACUUGGUCCUUAAUAGUCUUAGAAAAAGGCAUGAUAAGCCAAAACAUGAAUGUUGACACAAUGAACCUGUAGGAAAUGGGGUAAGGUUCCUAUAACUAUAAAAACUGUAAUCUUUUACUAGAGAUUACUGAAAAUACACUUUUCUAAAUAAUACUUUUUUAUUUUAAAACUUUUCCUAACACAGUAACAUGAAAUAAGCCAUAAAAUGAAGGGAAGAGGAGAGACAGUGCUGACUGAUCAGGGCAGGCCAGCAAUAUCAGAAGAACCCUAAACGUUUUUUAAAAAAGGGAGGAGGCACCCAACAGCUGCCAUCUCUAAUCCUCCUUUCAUUUCUUUGGAUGAACUGUUCCUUAUGAAAAGUAUAUGCCUGGGAUGAGUCUCUACAGGGUCAGGCCCAGCACUGCUGAGAGGGUGGGGAUGAACACUAUUUAUCUACAAAUUUAAUCACUUCAGGAACAGUUUUGAGAAUGCUUUCCCCUUUUAGCAGAUUCAAAGUUGUGUACUGCAACUGCCAACUUUAAAGUUAUAUGGUUAUAAUUAUGAGAAUUCUUGAAGUCUGGGAAAGUUGAGGAUUAAUUGUAUUCUAAUGGGAAUACAGUAUUACUCAGCAAUUCAAAACUAAAGAAUGAACUUAAAUGAAUUAUUAAAUGAGUAAGAUUUUAGGAUUGUAAUGAGCUUAAGUCUAAUGAUUCUAUAGAAAUAUUUAACAGGCUAUUGGGUAGAAUCUACAUACUACCUACCAUCUGAUCGUUGCUUCUUCCCAUUUGAGUUGUCCACAUUUCUGUAUGCUCUUUUAUUUUUAAGCAGCAAACCACAAUUGUCAGUUUUGAAUGAAUAUUUGGACUGUUCACUUAAUUUCAUACUUUGUGUAUAUUUAACAGUUGUGAGAAAUUUGGCACAUUCCAGAAAUCCACAAGACCAUGCCAAAUCUUCUGCAGUCUGCCCAUCCUUAUUAUGUAAGCUGCAUUUUAAUCAUAAAAUUGGAGAACAAUUAAAUAAAAAUAAAUUGCUCUUUUUAAGAUUUAAA